Messenger RNA from Pararge aegeria (speckled wood butterfly), 1464 nucleotides. It is a transcript of the gene orb2, whose product is annotated as cytoplasmic polyadenylation element-binding protein 2. The coding region runs from base 43 to 1323 and encodes 426 amino acids. Lineage: Eukaryota; Metazoa; Arthropoda; Insecta; Lepidoptera; Nymphalidae. Gene Ontology annotation, molecular function: mRNA regulatory element binding translation repressor activity; ribosome binding; mRNA 3'-UTR binding. The transcript has 10 exons. Gene Ontology annotation, biological process: negative regulation of cytoplasmic translation. The record is from RefSeq and is a predicted model, not a curated record. Gene Ontology annotation, cellular component: cytoplasm; nucleus; neuron projection.
CAGUCGAGCUCCGACCGCCACGCGGGUCGGACGUAUGCUUGGAUGGGAGAGCUCCAAUACCCCGGCGCCCCUAGCGUCGACGAUGACCGCCAGUACCGCGCGCCCUUCCGCAGGGCUCCACAGUACAGGUGGGGCGCUCCGCAGCCGCCGCAGCCGUCGGCCUUCGCCCCGUGGAGACGCGCACCCGCUCCGCCGCGACCCCCGGACUACAGGCGCACUGUUUCCUACCCCGGGAAGCCGGACGAGCCUUACCAGGAUCGAGGCGGUCUAGACAACAUGAGAUCUCUAGAACAUUACCUGACAGACAUCAUGCGUGCUGACACAUCGGAUCAUAUGAAAGGCAAGUCGCCAUUCUUCCCCGGCGUGGAGGAAGCGGGGGUCGCGAGCGCGGCGGGUGCCGGCUCGCCGUCUGGCCCCGCGGACCAGACCCAGGAUGUGGUAUCCAGGCUCAGUGCUGCUGGACUCUCGAUGUGCGUGAGCGCACUAGGUUCGCCGGCGAGGUCAUCCCCUGUAUCUGCCGGCUCGGAGCACGGCGAGCGGUUCAGUCGGAAGGUGUUCGUCGGCGGACUGCCGCCUGACAUUGACGAAGAUGAAAUCACAUCAUCGUUCAGACGAUUCGGCCCCCUGGUGGUGGACUGGCCGCACAAGGCCGAGAGCAAAAGUUAUUUUCCGCCCAAGGGAUACGCCUUCCUGCUAUUCCAAGACGAGAGUUCAGUAGCAGCUUUAAUGGAGGCUUGCAUCACAGACGACGACAAGUUAUACCUCUGCGUGUCCUCUCCCACGAUCCGGGACAAGCCGGUGCAGAUCAGGCCCUGGAGGCUAGCUGAUGCGGACUUCGUGCUGGACGCCAGCAUGCCCCUCGACCCCAGGAAGACGGUGUUCGUUGGCGGUGUUCCACGCCCUCUGAAAGCGGUGGAGCUUGCGAUGAUAAUGGACCGGCUGUACGGUGGCGUCUGUUACGCGGGCAUAGACACGGACCCGGAGCUCAAGUACCCUAAGGGAGCGGGUCGCGUGGCAUUCUCCAACCAGCAGUCUUACAUAGCGGCCAUUUCGGCGCGCUUCGUUCAGCUCCAGCACGGGGAUAUUGACAAGAGGGUCGAGGUGAAGCCGUAUGUGCUGGACGAUCAGAUGUGUGACGAAUGCGCCGGGGCCCGCUGCGGCUCCAAGUUUGCGCCCUUCUUCUGCGCCAACGUCACUUGCCUGCAGUACUACUGCGAGCACUGCUGGGCGACGAUCCACUCUCGCCCCGGCCGUGAGUUCCACAAGCCCCUGGUGAAGGAGGGAGCCGACCGCCCCCGCGCCGUGCCCUUCCGCUGGUGUUAGAGGGGCUGAGUGGGGGAGGGGGAGUUAGUAGUGUGUGAAUUUGGAGGGGGGAGUGUUUGCCCCACUGCUAGUAUUUGAAGCGUGACAUAGGGAAAGGGAGAUUGUGUGGGGUUUAGGGGGAGAGGGAUGGAUGAAACUGAG